CUUAAUUACAUAGAUAUUAUCAUAUUAGAUUACAUGAGCAUGGAGAAAACAUCAAGAAUAUGCCGCCGGCGCGUCCUCCCGCCGCUGCCCGGAAGCCAUACUUCUACUCCGGCCACCGCCGCCCUUCACAAAACCGUCCGGUCGUCUUCGGCGGUCUUUUCACCAACCGCGAAACCCUACCCUCCUCCGCCGCCGACCGAAUCUCGGUCCACCGCCGACCACCUAAUCCUCUUUCCUCCCCCACUAUCGACUUCCGUGACUGGGACCCCGAACUCUCAUCUCCGUCCUCCUCCUCCUCCGUUCCAUCUCUCCCCGACUCCGAUCGUCGCCUCUCCCCUCUCGCUCGUUUCAUCUGCGACUCUCUCCGUCGCCACAGCAGGUGGUGCCCUGCCGUCCUCACCGACCUUCAAAAACUCCGACGCGUCACCCCCGAUCUUGUCUCCGAGGUACUGAAAUCCCGCCCUCUCCUCCCCCCUUCCCUCUCCACUCGAUUCUUCCACUGGGCCGCUCGCCAGAAGGGUUUCUCCCACACUUUCGCUUCGUAUAAUGCCUUCGCCUAUUCUCUCUCCGCCGCUGGGCUCUUUCGCGCCGCCGAUCAGGUCCCAGAACUCAUGCUCGCGCAGGGCAAACCUCCGACUGAGAAGCAGCUGGAGAUCCUCGUUCGAUUCCACGCUGAUGCGCGCCGCCCUCUACGGUUGUUUCAUCUGUAUCGCAAGAUGCGAACCAGGUUUGGUGUUUCCCCUCGCCGUACUUUUCUUUAUAAUCGAAUAAUAGAUGCAUUGGUGAGCUGCGGCCGGUUGGAUUUGGGUCUUGAGGUCUACGAUGACCUCCGAGCUGAUGAUGAGCUCAAGGAGGAUGCAGUUACUUUUACGAUCAUAUGUAAGGGUUUCUGUCGUGCUGGUCGGAUUGAUGAGCUUGUUGAUCUAAUUGGUCGGAUGCGGAGUGAGGUUUGCCGGCCGGAUGUGUUCGCGUACACAGCGAUGAUUAGGAUCUUGAUUUCGGCGGGGAAUGUUGAUGGUGGGAUUAGGGUUUGGGAUGAGAUGAAGAAGGAUGGUGUUGAGGCUGAUGUGAUGGCGUAUUCGACUUUGAUUUCCGGGCUUUGUAAGGCGGGCAUGAUGGAGAAAAGCGAGGAGUUGUUUAGGGAGAUGAAGAAGAAGGGUUUAUUGAUUGAACGCGCAGUGUAUGGUGCAUUGGUGGAGGGGUUUGUUGCUGAAGGAAAGGUGGAAACUGGGGUUGAGAUUUUUAGAGAGAUGGUGGGGGAUGGUUAUCGUGCAGAUUUGGGGAUCUACGACUUGCUGAUUGGGGGUUUCUGUUCUGAUGGGAGGGUUGAUAAGGCCUUCAAGAUUUUUCAAAUUGUAGCAUUGGAAGGAAUCGUGCCAGAGUUUACUACAGUGUCGCCAUUGUUGAUUGCUUGUGCAGAGGGGCAUGAUAUGGACAUGUUCUUCCAGUUGCUUGAUCGGAUCAGUGGAUUGGGUUUGUCUGUUCUUGAUCAUCUCUCAAGCUUUUUCUCUGCAUUUCUGGUGAAAGGUGGGAGGGAGAUGAAGGCUCUGAAGAUCUUCAACGAUCUGAAAAGCAAAGGCUAUUGCAGUUUGGCAAUCUACAACAUUCUUAUUGAAGCACUUCACAAGAUCAACGAGCUGAAGAAGGCAUUGUCAUUGUUUGAAGAAUUAAAGGAUACAGAACACUUGAGACCGGAUUCAGCUACAUACAGUCUUCUCAUUACUUGCAUUGCAGAGGAUGGAGAUUCUAUAAAGGCCUGUUCAUAUUUCAACAAGAUGAAGGAGAAUUGUUGGACUCCUACUGUUGCAGCCUAUAGCUCCCUUGUGAGAGGACUUUGCAGGAUUGGCGAAAUCAAUGCUGCCAUGAACUUGGUCAAGGAUUGCUUGGGGAGUGUAACCAGUGGUCCUAUGGAAUUCAAGUACUCUUUAAGAGUUCUAGAUGCGUGCCGCUCGGGAAAACCAGAGAAGGUAAUGGAGGUUUUAGAUGAGAUGGUGGAGCAAGGUUACCCUUUGGAGGAUAUUAUAUACUGCACUGUAAUUUAUGGUUUCUGCAAAUAUAGUAGCUCAGGGGAAGCAAGACAGGUGUUUCAGUUUCUGAAGAAGAGGAACAUAUUUACUGAGGCUAAUUUCAUUAUUUAUGAGGAAAUGCUUAAUGAACAUUUGAAGAAGGAGACUGCUGGCUUAGUUAUCUCUGGGUUGAAAUUUUUUGGUUUGGAGAAGAAAUUGAAGUGGGCAACUAGCUUGGAUGAAACUUGCUGAUGCAUCUAUCAGGUGACAGGAAAUUGACACAACUUCUCGGUUAUCUCCUUUUCCGACACAGAACUGCUUAUUUUAUGCAGUUAAUCAAGGCACACUUUGAUCCAGAGCAUUACAAAUUGAAACUAUUACCAACUUUUAGGAGGGGAUGCAGAGAAUCAUUACUUCAGAAAUGGGUAAUAUCAGUGAAAUUUACAUACUUAGCACACAGUUCUUAUGUAUUUACAUA
Phalaenopsis equestris is the source of this 2484-nucleotide messenger RNA. Its product is annotated as pentatricopeptide repeat-containing protein At4g20740. Gene Ontology annotation, molecular function: protein binding. NCBI's taxonomy places the organism in Eukaryota, Viridiplantae, Streptophyta, Magnoliopsida, Asparagales, Orchidaceae. The record is from RefSeq and is a predicted model, not a curated record.